Messenger RNA from Ambispora leptoticha, 582 nucleotides. The record is from the annotation of a GenBank genome assembly. NCBI's taxonomy places the organism in Eukaryota, Fungi, Glomeromycota, Glomeromycetes, Archaeosporales, Ambisporaceae.
AUGAGCGAAGUUCAUUUCGUUUCUAAUAAUAAAGAUGAUACGGACGAACAAGUAUUCACGCGAUACUAUGAAUUUCCCUCUUCACAUGGCAUUAAAGGUCUAAAGAAAUGCAGUCCGUUUCUUCUCUUUCGCAGAGAGGUCAGUAAAGCUUUGAAGAAGGGUGGAAGAGUAAAAAGAUCAGGGGAAAUCUCUACAUUCGCGUCAAAAUUGUGGAAAAAAUUGGGUCCCGAUGAAAUAGAUCAAUACCAUCGAUUAUCGGCCGCAUUAUCUCGUCAACAUGCCAGUUGGUCUAUCAGCUCUUCGACGCAAUACCUGCAAACAUCAAUUCCUAAUGCUGCUGCGAUUCAUAGAUCAUCUCGUCAACAUAUUGAUGUGCAAAAUGUCUCUUCGAUGGAAUUACCUCAUCAAAUUAUCGGCUCUUCGAUGGAACCAACAUCAAUUCCUAACUUUAUCUUGCCUGAAUCCGAAAAAUUUAUGUUUUCAAAAGAAAUCUGGGCCGACACCAAUUCAGACCUAUUUGGUCUACCAUUAGUAAAUAAGCCAAAUUCACAAACCUUUAGUAUUGAUGAUAAAUUAUAUUAA